UUCGAACGCAACGUCAUCACGCCAGAAUGAAUGCCGUACGGGUUUGAGCUGAAGUAAUUCGUUUUAUGAUAGGUUGUGAAAGUGGAAAGUACCUCCUCGGAAAUCCCCUUUGGUAUUUCCUUAUUGACAUCAAUUCGAUGUCGUUUUCGACUAGCUUAAGUCCUACACUGUGUUUUUUUGAACGCGUAGAAUGUGCGCUUGGUGAACGAGGCUGCGUUGGUUGGGUUUGAAGGCGCCAUGGACUGCUAGGCUUCUCGGGGUUACACUGAUUCCAGCAGCAGCAGCAGCAGCAGGCGGCGGAGGACCGGAGCAUCUUAUGGGCUUUGUUGGUGGAUACCGACAUAUUGAACAGAGCUAAACUGGUUUUCCGCUCCUUUCCCAAGAGAACACAAUGUCACAGGGCCAAAACUUCCUGCCCAAGUUCCUGUUUGUGAGUAACCUCCUGAAGGCCAUGAAGAUCCGAGAGCGCGUGCCCCAUGAUGUCGUAAAGCCGUCAGCCAGUAGCGGUCUGCUUCACCAUCUUCGUGGCAUGCACCGCUACACACUGGAAAUGAUCCGGAUGAGCCAGUUCCCACAGGCCUUCCGUGAGAUCAUCCAGUCGGCCAUCUUGGACCGGGCUAUGCAGACCUCACUGGAGCAGGAGAAGAGGCUCAACUGGUGCCGUGAGGUCAAGAAGCUGGUGCCACUCCGGACAAAUGGUGAUGGGAAUUGCCUGCUCCAUGCAGCUUCACAGUACAUGCUGGGUGUGCAGGACACAGACCUGGUCCUGCGUAAGGCCCUUUACGCCGUGCUCAAAGAGACAGACAUCAGUAAUUUCAGGGCACGCUUUCAAACAGAGCUGCUACACUCCCAGGAGUUCACCCAGACUGGUCUGCGCUACAGCACCAAGAACUGGGAAGAGGAAUGGGAGAAGAUAGUUGAUAUGGCGUCUCCUGUGGCCAGCAGCAAUGGCCUACAGUUUGACUCCCUGGAAGACAUCCAUAUCUUUGUGCUGUCAAAUAUCCUGCGCAGGCCAAUUAUUGUAAUUGCAGAUCAAGUGCUGAGGAGUAUGAAGUCUGGCUCCUCUUUUUCACCCCUCAAUGUAGGAGGCAUUUACCUGCCUCUUCACUGGCCUCCAGGAGAGUGCUACAAGUAUCCCAUAGUGCUCGGCUAUGACUCGCAACACUUUGCCCCCCUAAUCACAAUCAAAGACAGCGGCCCAGAGUUUCGGGCCCUACCAUUGAUCAAUCCAGGAAGGGGAGGCUUUGAGGAGCUGCGCAUCCACUUCUUGACAGAGAAGGAGCAGCAGCAGAAGGAACGGCUGCUAAAUGAAUAUCUGAUGCUCAUGGAGAUCCCUGUCAUUGGCCUGGGUUAUGACCCCACGCAGAUUAUCCGGGCAGCCCGCCUCGAUGAGGGCAAUCUGCCUGAGGACAUGAACCUGAUGGAAGACUACCUGCAGCUGGUGAAUCAUGAGUACAAGCGGUGGCAGGAGGACAAAGAUGCACUGUGGGCACCCACAUCACAGCAGGCACCUCCACCUUUCUCUGUCUCACAGUUGUCACUGAUAGAGAUCCGCUGUGCUACGCCACGCUGCACCUUCUACGUCUCAGUGGACACACAGCCGCACUGUCACCAGUGCUUUGAAAAGCGGCGUGCCAGUGGUAAGCACGAGGCCGUUGCCAGCCGUCCCAAUCGGACCAACCAUGCCAACGCGCCAUCUGAGCCAACGAUCCCGAGUCCACGCUCAGCACCACCGACUGCACCCAGCCUGAGCCUGUACAGUGAGACACAUGCCAUGAAGUGCAAGACACCCGGCUGUCUGUUCACACUCAGUGUAGAGCAUGAUGGCUUGUGCGAACGAUGCUUCAAUGCCCGUCAGGUGGGUAACGGGCAACCCCAGGGCCCUGCCCAUGGCUGGGGACACGCUCAGUGGGGACCGAGCACCCGGGAGCGAGAAAAAGAUAGAGAAAGAGAUACAGAGCACUGCAGCGCAUGUCGGCAGGAGGCCUUUCGGACAUUCAAUGGCCUUUGUCCACCCUGCAUGCAGAGGAGUGCUGUUGCCCAGCAGCAGGAGCCCAGAAUGGACAUGCCAGCAUGGGUGCCAUCCAGGGAGCCAGAGCGCCCUGGUACCACUGGGCACACGUGGCACACACCGACAGCGCACCAGUGCAAACGCUCGGGCUGCCAGUUCUUCGGCACACCCGAGAAGUUAGGAUUCUGUACCAUUUGUUAUGUGGACUAUCAGACGAAUCACCAGGCAGCUCCAGCUGUGGUGCAGCCCAGAAAUACAUCGGAGGCAGGUUUUCAGAACGUGCGGUGUCGUGGGCAGGGCUGUGGUGCCGUGGGCAAAGCCAUGCUUGAGGGCUACUGCAACAAGUGCUAUGUGAAGGAGCAGAGCGCCAGACUGACUGAAGCUGCUAGCAGAGGCUCCACUUCUCCUCCAGUCUUGCGAGCGCCCAAAUCACGUCCAACGGCGACACUCAGCCAAGCUCAGUGCCGGCGCAGCGGCUGUAAGAACGUAUCACCUGGCUGCACGGACUUGUGCCCGGACUGCCUGAACCGUGGCGGGCAGCGUGAGGGCCGUCGUGCCCACGCACCCAAAGAGAAGAGCAAGCAGCGUUGUCGGACACAAGGCUGCGAUCAUUAUGCCAACCAGGAAAAACAAGGCUACUGCAAUGAGUGUGACCACUUCAAGCAGAUAUACCGGGGCUGACGCUACCAGUUUCCUUUUCCAAAGAGGGGACUAGAAUCUUUGCACGCUGAUGUGUGUGAAUCCUCUCCUACACGGAAUCCCACAGCUAACUGAGCCACCUGUUUUUGGGUGCCAGCAGUGGUGUAACACUGGCGAUUUACCUCUCAUGCAAAGUUUUGAUCAUUUUUAUAUGUGAAUAAGACAGAGAUGGGGCUGUUGAUAUAAAGAAACUGAUGAUACACUGGCAUCCAGUUGCAUACAUCUGUGCUAUCUGUGAUUUAUAUCAAACAGGGUAAUAAGAUUGUAAACAGUUUGUACAUUGCUGACAAAAUUUUGGGGUUGGGGGGGAAGCAUCUUAAAAAAAGAUUUAUUUCCAAUUGUGAGCUAAAAACAGUGAAAUUUGACCAAAGUAACUUGCCGAAUAAUUAUGACCAAGUUGAUGUGCAUUGCCGCUGCAGACUGCAGUAAGCCUGUGGGGCCUGUAAGAAAUACAGGAGACGCAGCUACAGGGUUUCAGAGGCCUCAGAAAACCAGUUUAUUUCUUACAAUGUAGGUUAAGUGCCAAUGAGUGUUUGCAAAGCAGAGCUCCAGUUUUAUUUUCUGCUGCACCAUUUGAUGUCUGCUGCCAAAAUGGACCUGUUGCCUUUGAGAUUUUUAUUUAUUUAUUUAUUUUUGUUAUUUGUCAUUGCUCACUUUUUGUGGCCUGCUCGUGCUUGAAAUGAUUACUCACCUGAUUUCGCCUUGCUGGACUUCGUUUGGUCUGUUUAUGUUUACUAGCUAUGGCACUAGGUGAUGUUGGAUACAUUCUAACAUUUUCCCGUAGCUAAAAAAAGAAAUUCCGAAGUGCAAUAAAAACAGGUUCUCCAUCACAUCUUAACAAACAACACGUGAACACUCGCUGGUGAAGAGAAUUGCCACAUCAAAGAAAUAGCAACAAGUGUCAACAAGGAAGAACCGUGCAUGCCGUGACAGGAUAGACUCCUUUAUUUAAAAAAAAACAAACAAAACCACACAAAUCCGAAAGUAAACACACCCGUGUGUUGUGUACAUCCUCUUUUAGAAUUGUGAGUACCCAGUUUUAUCUGCUUUUUUCCUACAAGGGAGCUUCCUUCCCUUUACUUCUGACUUUACUUCUGCUACAUUCACAUGAUGCCUCUAUUGCAUACAUUCGGUAUGCAAAAACAUGUCCAUUUGACUAUUGCCCCCAAUGCUUGCGUGGAGAUGAACAUGGAAAAAGUUGCUGGCUAGUUUGGCAACAGUGAGAAACGAGCACGUGCAUAAGACAUUUCCAUUCUGACAGCUAAUACAGUGUUGACAUACAAGAACUAGAAAUACGCAGGCCCCACAUGCAGACAUGUGCUUUAGUCAAAAGACGCAUUUGAGAACAAUUCAGUCCUAUCAUUAGUAGAAAUUAAGGGUGUUGGUUCUUCAACUACUGAAUCUGAAUUCAGUUCAGAUCACCAAUUUGCACAGAACGUAAUAAGCUGCUCUGGAAUUAGUUGAGGUAUUUCUGACUUACUUCUGACAUAGUUACAUUCCAACUGUAGACCUAGUUAAAAAAAAAUACCAUUUUUUUUUCUUUGUGGGUAGGGGGGAUGUGUUUGGUAUUUAUUCACAAUAAACAUUAUCUGUAUUGUGUUACAAUAAUUAUUUAUAUGUUGUUCUGGAAUAAAUUAUUUUUAAUAGGAAAAGUUAAA
This is a messenger RNA of Pangasianodon hypophthalmus (striped catfish), 4368 nucleotides long. It is a transcript of the gene tnfaip3, whose product is annotated as tumor necrosis factor, alpha-induced protein 3. The record is from RefSeq and is a predicted model, not a curated record. Lineage: Eukaryota; Metazoa; Chordata; Actinopteri; Siluriformes; Pangasiidae. Gene Ontology annotation, molecular function: zinc ion binding; DNA binding; K63-linked polyubiquitin modification-dependent protein binding. The coding region runs from base 392 to 2692 and encodes 766 amino acids. Gene Ontology annotation, biological process: cell migration; positive regulation of Wnt signaling pathway; cytoskeleton organization. Gene Ontology annotation, cellular component: nucleus; cytoplasm. The transcript has 9 exons.